CUAUAGUAGCAAUUGGCAUAUUUUGAACUUACAUGUUUAUAACCUUAUAUUUGUAUUGUUAAUAACGUUAAAAUGGGUGAUGUUUCUGAUUUGUUGGAUUUAUUACCAGUUUAUUAUUCGAGAUUGUUUCCUUUUGCCGACUAUCAUAGAUGGUUAAGUUAUGGAAAUGCGGUAACUUUUAGCAAGAGAGAAUUCUCAUUUACUCUCUCAAAUGAUAUUUAUAUACGUUAUCAAUCUUUCAACGACCAAAAAGGAUUGUCAGAUGAAAUUAAAAGAGUGCUACCACAUAAAAUAGAUAUAGGAGCAGUUUAUAAUGUCCAGCCGAAAAAUCAAAGAAGAAGUCCUAAUUUUCAGCCAGUAGAGAGAGAAUUGGUAUUUGAUAUAGAUAUGACAGAUUAUGACGAAGUAAGAACAUGUUGCAAAGGGGCAGACAUUUGUGGCAAGUGUUGGAAAUUCAUGUCACUUGCCUGUAAGAUAUUGGACAGUGCGCUAAGAUUGGAUUUUGGAUAUAAACAUCUUUUAUGGGUAUUCUCUGGCAGAAGAGGUAUUCACUGUUGGGUAUGUGACCCUGCAGCACGCUCUUUAUCAGGGCAAGUACGAGCAGCAGUUGCCGAAUAUUUACAAAUCAUAGGCGGAGGUGAAUUCAUGAAAAAGAAAGUACAUCUUACCGGCGAUAAAAUUCAUCAUUCUAUUAAGCGUGCUCUCGAUAUAAUCGAUCCUGUUUUUGUCGAAAUGUGCGUGAAAGAGCAGAAUAUGUUAGGCACGGAAGAAGGAAUCGAAAAGUUUCUGCCAAUACUACCUAAUGACGAAGACAGACAAGAAAUGAAGGUAUUGUUCGAUAAAGAAAGUACCAGCGAAGAAAGGUGGAAUGCAUUUUUACAAUAUGUUGCAUCUAAACGAACGGGGGGGGACCGAAAAUGGUAUUUAUACCGACAUUUAAUCGAGGAGAUAAAAUUGCAGUACUCAUAUCCGAGAUUAGACAUAAAUGUUAGUAAAGGCUUAAAUCACUUGUUAAAAUCUCCUUUUUGCAUCCAUCCAAAGACUGGUAAAAUUUGUAUACCAUUCAAUGCGAGUGCAGUAGAUAAAUUUCAUCCUGACAAGGUCCCUACAAUAAUGACACUAAUAGAAGAAAUUAAUGCGUAUGACGUGAAGGAUAAGGCUGAAGAAGAAACAUAUGAGUUAAAUAAAAAACGAAUUAAAGAUUACAAGAAAACGAGCUUGAAUAAGUCGCUGCAUGUUUUCCAAGAAUUUUUACGACAUUUAGAAGCUGAGCGACGGGAACAACGAUUAAAAGGAAAAAUUUCAGCCGACAGUAUGGAAUUUUAAGAGAUCUUAUAAUAAUAUAAGAAAUUAC
Trachymyrmex cornetzi is the source of this 1354-nucleotide messenger RNA. RefSeq names its product DNA primase small subunit (gene DNApol-alpha50). Lineage: Eukaryota; Metazoa; Arthropoda; Insecta; Hymenoptera; Formicidae. The record is from RefSeq and is a predicted model, not a curated record. Gene Ontology annotation, biological process: DNA replication, synthesis of primer. The transcript has 7 exons. The coding region runs from base 73 to 1326 and encodes 417 amino acids.